GACCUUUUCUUUCUCCUUCUUCGCGCGCAACCCCUUCGAGCCCCUUCAUAGACGACUACACCGCCCUGUGCAAGCGCAAGGUACACCCACUCUUAUUCCGAAUUCUCUCAACACGCCCCCCGACAUGGGGCGCUGGACACAGUAUGACGAGGAUGAGUACCGCCUCCCCGAGGGCAUGAAGCGGGUCGGCUACGACGCCGAUACCGCAAAGUAUUAUUUCCGCGACAGGGACGGCACGCUCUGGGAGGGCCCCGAGGGCGCACAGUUUGGCGAGAUGAGACAGGUCUCGAACGCACCAAUCGCACUAGACGAUCACGACGAGCAUGCAGACGACCUCGAGGCUGCACCGAGUCGUGCCGAUGGCUACCAACCCUUGGCCAGUGAUCCUAACCAACGCGGGCACUUCGCAAGCAGCAGCAGUUCGCAUGCAUACCGCAUGCUCUUCCCUUUCUUCCUCCUCAUCGCAGUCGUGCUCCUUCUCGUCAUCCGCCUCGUCUACUACGGAUCGCGCACGGACCCCAAGCAGCCAGACGCGUCGCUGUGCCCCGGUACCAGCGAGGCCGUGUUGGUGCACGAAGGGGAUACGUGCUGGAAGCUGGCGCAGUCCCGUAAUCGAACGGUUGACGAGCUCAUGCUCGUGAACCCCGGUUUGGACUGCAAUGGGUUGAUGCCGGGCCAGAGCGUGUGCUUGCCUUGAGUUGACGAAACGCGAAUAUACGCGUAAUGGGCGACGAUCUUGUUUCGCUACACAGUGCUCCCGCAUACUACUGAGUUCUCCCGGAUGAUCUUUUCACGCUGUAUCAUAGCUUAUUUUCCACAAUGCAGGGAUGUCCGUCAUGACCGAU
Postia placenta MAD-698-R-SB12 is the source of this 845-nucleotide messenger RNA. RefSeq names its product carbohydrate-binding module family 50 protein. The record is from RefSeq and is a predicted model, not a curated record. The transcript is spliced from 4 exons. Bases 125 to 697 code for a protein of 190 amino acids. NCBI's taxonomy places the organism in Eukaryota, Fungi, Basidiomycota, Agaricomycetes, Polyporales, Adustoporiaceae.